This is a messenger RNA of Anopheles coluzzii, 2353 nucleotides long. Its product is annotated as antigen 5 like allergen Cul n 1-like. The record is from RefSeq and is a predicted model, not a curated record. Lineage: Eukaryota; Metazoa; Arthropoda; Insecta; Diptera; Culicidae. The transcript has 4 exons. Bases 1365 to 2348 code for a protein of 327 amino acids.
AAAACAGGUUAUCCAUAAUUAACAUGACCUGCUAGACAACAGUUCCAACAAACUUCGAUGAGAACUUCCUUCUUCGAGAUACUAAGCCCACCCUGUUGCCUGCUAUCAUUACAGAGCGGCAUGUACCGGAGAAUUAUCAUUGCGAAACGAAUCAAAACAAAACAAUCAGCAAACCAUCAAUGCUGGAUUGAUGGCAUCGCUGCAAUUAACCGCUGCCUCGACCGGGGAAUGAUCCUCGUCGAAUUCUAAUGGAUGUAAAGCUCCCGUCCAGUGGCUUCUACACUGUCGCCGUGUGUGAUGAGUUUGUUCGGCAGGAGUUACAACAUAGUCACCGUAGGAAACAAAAAAAAAAAAAAAAACAAACGGGUGGUUCAUUGUCGGGCCUGGUUAGUAAAUGAUGCUGCAAACUAAACAAAACAACCAGUUAUAGUUAGUACCCUAUCAAAUGCAUUCAACCCACGGCAUGGCAAACAAUCAGCCCGACAAGGUCUGACAUUCAAACCAUUGGUGGCGCCUACGCUUCCUUCGCAAUGCGCGUACUGCUAAUACUUCAACCUUUAACCUAAGCAAACGGCGAGCGGGCGCGCGCACGUGUCACGUGCCGGUGCAAUUAGAUAAGGCCCAUCCUGGGAGGUGUGGCAUUUAUAAUAACGCGACCGGUCACGUUUGCGUGGGAACUGGCUCUUCCUGUCGGAGGCUGCCCGUAUUGUGUUCGUUGCUCUUCUCUGCUGAUCCCGGUUUCCGCCAGAUCUCUGUGGAUGGCUCGCGUUGCUGAUGAUUAUGCUCGCAAGCUAUGGUCGUGAUCGAGAAUGUCCGGAACAGCAACAAAAAAGUAGCCUUGAAGUGGGCCGCCUGCCGACGAUGGAGGAUGGGCAAGACUCCCUGUCCAUGUUCUAGUCCGCCCUCUUCCCCUCCCGCGGGAUGUGGCAGGAGUGAGCAGAGAGUUAGCUCACUGCGCGCCGAGUGGGGACAGCCAUAACGAAGAUGACGCUUCACUCAUCAUCAAACCCCUAAUCGGCCAGUUCUUCCGUUUUACGGCUUUACAGCCGCGCGAAUUAAAAUUGGAAAGGAACGCGCUGCCCCGCCGGCUGGCCAGCGUAUAUAAGCACCCGUCAGUGGUCGGGAUGCUCGCACUGAUUAGUUGCUAAUCGACGGCGGUGCGUUUGGGUAGUUUGUGCGAGACCAGAGACCCAAGUCCUCACCGUGGGAAGGGUGUGUGCUUAUCCUGCAGCGGACGUAGCGUAGGCAGCAGCAGUGACUCUUCAACCUCAUCUCAACACUCAAUCAGCUUCGUUUGCUUCUGGGUUUACGUAGCGGGGCAGGGUUUACAGCACAACAAGCAAUCAAACAGUUACAACUACAUCAUGUACGGAUUGCGCUGCGUCAGUGCGCUGCUGCUUGUGGGCUGUCUGCUGAACGUUGUCGCAGUGUGUUGGUCCGACCUUACCACGCUACGGUACGACACGACAACAGGCGACGCUGAGUCUAGCGCGGAACCAUUCACGGACGUCCCGAGCACGGUGCAGCCAGCGGCACUGCCACCGGGUGCCGGCGCCGACUACAUCGAUGCGGUCGAGUGGGCCGAACCGAGCGCGUACGAUGUGUACUGCAGACCGGAUCUCUGCCUGCGCUACAACCGGGCCGGGCUGCUCGAGGCCAAGCGGCACGUGGCCUGCGGAUUUAACGGGUCGUUUGCGGACGCGUGCCCACCGGGCCGGAUGAUACAGAAGAUUGACGCGCAGCUGCGCGCCUACAUACUCCACCUGCACAACGAGGUGCGGGACCGGUUGGCGCGGGGCGACGAGGCUGGCUUUGCGGCCGCCUCCAGGAUGCCCACGGUGACUUGGGACGAUGAGUUAGCGAAUUUGGCAGAAAUUAACGUGCGCAGCUGCAGGUUCGAGCAUGACGAGUGCCGCAGCACCUACCAGUAUCUGCACGCCGGGCAAAACCUGGCCGUCGGGUCCUACUACCUUGAGACGGACAUCUUCGAGAUCAUCCACAACCUGACCGGGCUGUGGCACCGGGAGUACCUCGACACGACCCAGGAAGUGUUGGACAAGUACACGACCGACUACAAUGCUACGAUCGGGCACUACACGCAGAUGGUUUCCGACCGCACGACCGCGAUCGGGUGCGGCGUGGUGAUCUACCCGAAAAAGAUGGAGGACUUUGUGUUCAAGAUGGUGCUGUACGCGUGCAACUACGCUAUCACCAGCAUCGUGCACCAGCCAAUCUACCGGAAGGGCGAGCCGGCGAGCCGCUGCCGCACGGGCACCAAUCCGGACUAUGCCGGGCUGUGUAGCUGGGAGGAAAAUCAGUUUAUUAAAGCAGUGCCUGCGUAUGUUUGACCGUA